Molecule: messenger RNA, 708 nt
Organism: Racocetra persica
Lineage: Eukaryota; Fungi; Glomeromycota; Glomeromycetes; Diversisporales; Gigasporaceae
Source: the annotation of a GenBank genome assembly
CUUGUUCGUCAGACAAUAAAAGAAGAAAGUAAUUUGUUCGUUGUGUGGGCUGUUGGUGUAUAUCCAACUAUUUUUGAGAAAGAUCGUUUUUUUUCUGUGGAUGGCAAGAUUAUACCUGGAUUUUAUGCAGGAAAUAAAAGGCUAAAGGUAUUAACAAAUAAAUGUCCGUUAAAAAUUUCUUUAAUCAGAAUUCCUCAAGAAUUACUCAAAGUACUGGAGAAUAAUGAGAAUGCUAUUUUUAAUGUGUUGAUAAGUGAUUAUACUAUUCAGGACCAUAAUUUUAUAGUUAAGAUUGUAUUUUCACAUUCCAAUUCAUGUUUUGCAUACUUGAAGAGUAUGAUACAUCUGCAUGAUUCACUUGUUUUUGUUGUUGGUCAGAUGGAAGUCAUUGAUAAUGAUUUUUAUAUUUAUGCAAAAGAUAUUAAUUACAUUGAUAUUAGUUGUUUCAAGCGAAAAAUUUCUGAUGAUAGUAGUUUUUGCGGUUUUACAGAAUCUGUUAAUUCAAUUCGUGCAAAGCUUCUUUUUACUUACCGAAAUGUUAAUGAAAAUUCUAAAGUUACCUUUAAUUUUGAGGAAUCAUUUUCAGCAGUUCUUAUAGAUUGUUUGGCAUCGUCAGAUAGUAUUCUUUCAAAGCGUGUUAGAGUUGAAGAUGAUGAUGAGUUGUUGAAUCUACGAAUGUUUUUGGGUGUACAGAGAAUAAUUAUAUGA